This is a messenger RNA of Ustilago hordei, 1992 nucleotides long. RefSeq lists its product as uncharacterized. Lineage: Eukaryota; Fungi; Basidiomycota; Ustilaginomycetes; Ustilaginales; Ustilaginaceae. Gene Ontology annotation, molecular function: nucleic acid binding. The coding region runs from base 1 to 1992 and encodes 663 amino acids. The transcript is spliced from 6 exons. The record is from RefSeq and is a predicted model, not a curated record. Gene Ontology annotation, biological process: DNA integration.
AUGACUGAUGAAGUCUAUGGCACACCGAUUGCUCCAAAGGAGGGAAAUCUAUUAGAAUUUGCCAUCACUGGUGAUAACAAGCAAGUCAUUUCACCUCUCUCCAUCAUGAUUGAAGCAAUGAGGACCAGAGUGAACAACUUCCUUGCCAACAAAGAAUGGGAUGCAAACCACAUCCUUGUCUUCAAGAUCGAGGGUCCAUUUGAGCAACAACACCAUAUCAAGAUGGAGAUGCCUGCCCCAGUUAGAGCUGACACCCCCAUCUCUGCUGUGAGCAACUUCAAUUGCCAUCAUCUGGUUGGUUGUGAUGCUACCCCAGGACCCACUCCUGAACUUAGCACAAUCACAAACCACCAUCUCAAGGUCCUCUCAAGCCUGAAUGAAAAGAUGCACUCAAUUAUCAUGCAGAGCUUCUCUAAUAAGUUACAUAUUGAAUACUUUGCUGAGCAUGGAGACAAGCUGAUACCAAUUGCUGUGGACCUCUUUGAUUGGGCAAUGAAUAAAUGUAAAGCACAUUCUACUGUCAAAGAGUAUGAACUAUCUGCAGUGACUCUUGAUCUACACUGGGACCAGGUGGGAAGCCAUGCAUAUGACUUUCUUGUCAAGUGGGAAGCUCAUGUAUCAGAGCUGCAUGAGUACUUACAAGACCCCUGGAAGCUGGACUACUGCUACAGGACCCUCAAGCGAGCACUCCCUUCAGACCGAAAUGCCUUGUUCAACUCUGUGUUCAUCCUACAUGAGAAGAUCCAUGGCAGGGAACAGACCAUCAAAAGCAUCUCUGACGUCCUAUGCCAGUGUUACAAACUUGCUGCUGAGAUCACCCCCACAAGCCACUGCCAUGUGACAGAGGAGUCUGAACUCACUGCAUUGCAAGCCACCACUCUUAUCAACUGUUGGGAUGCAGUGCCAGUCUUGGCCUUCUUUACAGAGGUUGAGCCAGCACCAAUCAACUUACCACCUCAGCUUGUACCAUUUGUGUUUGACUCUGGUGCAUCUUGUGUCAUGGUCAAUUGCACUUACUAUGGGAUAGGUUGGCAAGACAUGGAACAAAGGAUGAUGUACCAGAACUGCCUCCUCAUGCCCAAUCUGGUGACAAACCUCAUUGGAACCAAAUCCAUCACACAUGCUCAGGGUAAAGUAAUCUUUGAGAAUGAACUUGUUACCAUCCAAGACAAGCAUGGCCAUGCCAUUCAAGUGCCAACAACUGGAGAUGGUUACCCCACUGCUGCCAUGCUCAUAUGGGACAAUAGCAUGCCUGAGCCAGCUAUCUCGCUUGCCUUCGCUGCUGAAAUGGUGAGCCCAGGGUGGCAAUGCAGGAAUCGAGACAAGGCAGCUCUAUGGCACUGUUGUCUGGGUCAUGCUAGUCUUGAUGCAACACUGCAUAUGAGAACCAUCACCCUUGCCCAUGACAUCCCAUCAUCCUCACCCACUCAUCCUGACAUACUCUGUGACAUCUGCAUCCAGAGCAAAGCCACUGCCAGGACACCGGCUCACCCCAGAUGCAUUGAAGCACCACUUGAGCUGGUUUCAAUGGAUGUCAUGGGUCCCUUGCAUGGUGCAACCAAGUUCGCCUAUGUACUGAUCAUCCAUGAUGCCUACUCUAGUAUGAUCUGGAUGCGAGGCCUCACAAAUAAGAGUCAAGCAUCCCAAGAAGCAGCAUGGUGGUUCUCUGGGAUUCGUGUUGCCACAUGUCAGGUGCCAUCGGAGGUGACAUUUGACCAUGGACUCAAAGAGGUCUGCAUCGACCAAGGUGUCAAAGUCACAGCUGCACCGACUCAACAACAUUUGGACAAUGCCUUCACUGAACAGGUGAUUCAAACCAUUCAGAAGAUUGCCCAAAGCAUCCUUUACAAUGCAAACCUCAAUGAACAUUGGUGGCCAUAUGCCAUUUCACAAGCCACCUUCAUUCACAAUUGGCUAGCAGGCACCACUCGCAGGAACCUCACACCCUUUGAGCUCUUCUAUGGAAAAUGCCCUGAAUUGCAUCAACUAUGA